AUGAAUGUCAACGAUGAUAAUAAUCAACAAUUAAAGAUAAAGUGUCAUGGUAAUCGAAGAGAUCAACGUUUUCGUCGAAAAUGUCGUAAACGUGGAAUGAGACCAGCAAAAAUAGAAAAAUUACUUGAUAAAUUCAAAUAUCCAAAUGAGAAAACAAGACGAAUAGAGCAGUGCAUGAGAGAUUUAGCCUAUUAUAACAAACAAUUAACAGCACCAGUGUUUCGUACUUCAUUAGAUCAAGUAAGUAAUCAAUCAAGCCAGUUGACAGCAACAACAACAGUUACAACACAUUUGAAUAAACGUAAACGAAAUAUAUCACUUCAAGAAUUAAAAGCAAAUUCAGCAGUUCCAAAAUCAACAAGUUCAAUAUCUAUACGUCAACCAUUAUCGAAAAAAGCAAAACAACAGAUAACAACAACAACAAUGCCAAUGAUACAACAAAACAAUAAUAAUAUUCUAAAUUAUGUCUAUCGACGACCAAUGUAUUUACAACGAUCAUCUUGGAUACUUUUUCAAACAUUAAGUAAACGAUUAAAUUAUUCAUUAAAUGAUAAACAUAAACAAUAUAUUUAUACACGAUUAACUAUAUUAGAUCAUAUAUAUUGUCUGGAAGUUCAUUUACAAUUAUGUAAAUCAUUUUUAGAUAUUGGUCGUACAGAGCAUCAUUGGCCGGUAAUUUUGUUUUUUGUAUAUUAAAUAUUGUUUUUAUUAGGCUAUUUAUUAUUAUCAUCAUAGGAAGAAGUUCAACUGUUAUCAAAAAC
This is a messenger RNA of Adineta steineri, 761 nucleotides long. NCBI's taxonomy places the organism in Eukaryota, Metazoa, Rotifera, Eurotatoria, Adinetida, Adinetidae. The record is from the annotation of a GenBank genome assembly.